GCUCUUUAGCUCUCUCGUUUAUACUCAUCACCAUCAGAAAUCUAGUUUCUUCUGUGCUUGGAUUUUCCGGCGAGGCUGUGAAGGAGUUGUCGCCGGGGAGAUGCCGCGCGUGGCGAAAGGCGAGAGCUCGAGGGGGUUGCAGAGCGUGCAUUACUAUCCCGCACCGCUUUCAACUCAUGAUGAAGUUGUUAAUGAUUCUGUUGUCUUCUGGGACACUCUCAGGCGCUUCCACUUCAUGAUGAACACCAGGUUUAUGAUUCCUGUGAUAGGAGGGAAGGAGCUAGAUUUGCACAUGUUGUACGUGGAGGUAACAAAGAGGGGUGGAUAUGAGAAGGUUGUUGAAGAGAAGAAAUGGAGGGAAGUGGGUACUAUUUUCAUGUUCUCCCCAACCACAACAAGUGCUUCUUUUGUGUUGAGGAAGCACUACAGAAGUCUUCUGUUCAGUUAUGAACAAGUUUACUUCUGUAAGAAACAGGGUCCUAUAUGUUCCCCUCCAGCUCUGUCUCCAGUUUCAUUUUCCAUUAGUAAGCGUAAAUGCUCAAACAAGCCUGAAGUGGCUCUGGUACAAUAUUCCUCAGAAAUGCCGAAACUGGCCGAACCCAUACCAGAGUGCCUGAUUCCGGGUUCUGAAGGAACUGGAAUGAUUACUGGGAAGUUUGAUUGUGGUUACUUGAUUACUGUGAGGUUGGGUUCGGAGGUUCUCAAGGGAGUGUUAUACCAUCCUGAGGAGCCAGUUCAUUCUGAUGGAAGCCCUGAGCCCAUCAAUGUUAGAAUACCGGACACCAAAAGAUCACGUCGUCAAAGGAGGAGCAGAAGAAGGGAUGACCCCAACCAUCCGAAACCUAAUAGGAGUGGUUACAAUUUUUUCUUCGCAGAGAAACAUUGCAAGUUCAAGUCCCUCUACCCAAACAGAGAAAGAGAGUUUACAAAGAUGAUAGGCGAGUCUUGGAGCAAUCUCACUGCAGAAGAGAGGAUGGUUUACCAAAAUAUUGGGGUGAAAGACAAGGAGAGGUACAAGAGAGAACUGGAAGAAUACAAGGAAAAGAAGAAGCUCAGGCAGAGCGCGGAAGUUAACAGAGACACAGAGGUCAUUCGUAAAGCAAAAGAAGAGAGCCGGUAG
Molecule: messenger RNA, 1120 nt
Organism: Argentina anserina (silverweed cinquefoil)
Lineage: Eukaryota; Viridiplantae; Streptophyta; Magnoliopsida; Rosales; Rosaceae
Product: high mobility group B protein 9
Exons: 6
Coding region: 101-1120 (339 amino acids)
Molecular function (GO): DNA binding
Source: RefSeq, a predicted model, not a curated record